AAUAACCUUUAGGGAGGAGGAGAGUGAGAAAAAAAACAUUUUUGGAUUUUGCAAAAAGAGUAUAUAAACUUGCUUAUGACCUAAUCCCUUUCCCCAUCUACAAGAUUCCUCCAGAUUUUUCAGGAUCGAAGAACCAAGUAUACGCUGGUAAGUUUUGCUUUGAGUGACUGACAAUGGCAACUACUGAGCAACCAAAGGCAGCUACCGAGGACGCGAAGAUUGAUCUUUUUGAAGACGACGAUGAAUUUGAGGAGUUUGAAAUUGAUCAGGAGUGGGAGGACAAAGAGGAAGGCAAAGAAGUAACCCAGCAGUGGGAAGAUGAUUGGGAUGAUGAUGAUGUAAAUGAUGACUUCUCGCUGCAGCUUAGGAGGGAGCUGGAGAGCAACAAUGAGAAGAACUAAGCUAAGUGUAGAGAUGAUUGUUACUAUUUCUGACACUGUGCCUUGUACCCUUGGUUAAAGAGUAAUGGAGAUUUGAUGAAUCUUAAUGCGCUAAGUUCAUGAUCUGGAGUUUUAAUUAUUUUUUCUUUUAAAGGAAAACUUGCAACUAAGGUUUUUCUGACGCAUAUGGCAAUACUUUGGUCAGAACCACCCAAAAAAAGAUAAAAAAAAGGAAAAGAUAAAAGAUGGACACUUCGUAGAAUGCUUUCGGGAAGCACCUCCUUUGUUGGAUGAUUAUCUGUAUGCUGAUGAAUAAUACAACAUAAACCAAAGAAUGGCAAGAGCUCUACCUCUAUGGUUUUCUCUUCUACAGAAAUGGGUACCUUGUUAAUCAUGGGAGCGUGUGAGCUCCGUAGAACUGACUGCAGAAAAGACAGUUUGAUGUUCAACUUUCAGCUUGGUUGUUUGGUUUGUAGAUUUCUCAUAAACAGCCAAUGGGCACGCUUUUAUUUUAUUUUCAGGAGUAUGAAUGCAUCUCUUGGCAUUUUAAGGCGGCAAAACAAGCUAAUGUUCAAUUUUCUGGACACUGUAGUUGGUUUUACACCAAUCACUGCAAUGACAAGGCCAUUUUCUUUGGGGUUUUGGAAGGUAAUGUCCCUGGAAUAUGGUUAAAAGCUUUCUUCUUGGACUGGAGAGAUCUUAAACAUUUGGACUUGUAGGUUCCUGGGUUUAUGAUACAUUACUAGAGCAUUUUAAUGCAGCCUUUAUAUGAUAAAUAUGUAUGUACGUAAAACUGCUUUAGAUUAGCCAUCUCUAGGCGAAUUUAUUCGAGAAUCAUGUGAUGUACUUUCUCAAAUAUCAUUUGUAGACUAGUUUUAACUAGGUGUGGUCUCAUCAUGGAUGCAUGUCAUUUUGUGAAGGAUGAAAAUAUUUUUCCUACCUUUCGUUUUGAGAUAUGACAUUUAAGGUGGCUCUUCAAUUUGCUUUGGCUAGCUAUUGUUUGGAUGCGAAGGAUCUUAUUUGAAAGUGAAACAAAGUCAAGUCAUGUUUCCUCCUGCUUAUAUGGUUCUAGGGAAAUUGAAAGACUGAUUUGGCUCGUCACUUUAUUCCAUUUUGUAUCUUUCAAAGUUUUGAAGGUUUGCAAAAAUAGUUUUAGUUAGACAGAGUGAACCAUUAACUGUUGGCCUUUCAGUUUUCUUAUCUGUUUUGAAACAAAAAUGUUCUGCUAAUUGAAUUUUAUUACCAACUUCAGAAUUUGAAUACAUAUUGUCAUGUGGCUACG
Coffea arabica (coffee) is the source of this 1662-nucleotide messenger RNA. RefSeq names its product protein DELETION OF SUV3 SUPPRESSOR 1(I). The record is from RefSeq and is a predicted model, not a curated record. Lineage: Eukaryota; Viridiplantae; Streptophyta; Magnoliopsida; Gentianales; Rubiaceae. Gene Ontology annotation, cellular component: proteasome complex; proteasome regulatory particle, lid subcomplex. Gene Ontology annotation, biological process: double-strand break repair via homologous recombination; mRNA export from nucleus; proteasome assembly.